CGUCACGCACAGCACAAUGAACGUACCCCUCGUCUGUGACUACGGCUCGGGCUUCAGCAAGGUGGGCUUUUCGGGCACAGACGCCCCCCCGGCCAUGUUCCCCACCAUCCUCGGGAAACUUCGACACGACAAUCCGUUGGUGGGGAUGCAAGAGGAAGACUGGUUCAUCGGAGACGAGGCUCAGAAAAAUCGAGGGGUGCUUAACCGGCAAUAUCCCAUCUCCCAGGGGACCAUCACUAACUGGGACAACAUGGAGAAGAUUUGGCAUCAUUCCUUCUACCAGGUGCUGCGCAUUGCCCCAGAGCAGCAUCCUCUGAUGGUGACCGAAUCACCUUUAAACAUAAUGUCCAACAAAGAGAAGAUGUCACAGGGUGUCACCUCUUUGCUGAGCAAGAUGAAGAUGCAGGAAGGAGUUGGUGGAACAACUAUUGAAUCUGGGGAAGGAAUGACAUACUUUGUGCCCAUCAUCGAUGGCUGUCCUUUGCAUCAGUCGACCAUCCAGACGGACAUGGCGGGCCAAGACCUAACAUCGUACCUCCUGCAGCUAUUGACAGACAGCGGGCACUCAUUGGUGAGCACGGGUGACUGGGAGUACAUCCGGGACAUAAAAGAAAAAUGUUGCUACGUGGCUUUGGACUUCGACAAGGAAAAAAUGAAAGCCGGCUCUCCUUCCUACGCACAGAAGUAUCAGCUGCCCGACGGCCAGGAGAUUACCCUUGGGCCGGAGAAGUUCCUCUGCCCCGAAGGGCUUUUCCAGACAGACAUCAUGGAGCCUCGGGAGGGGAGGAAAGAGCCCAAGGGUGUGGUCAGCUGA
Messenger RNA from Ailuropoda melanoleuca (giant panda), 814 nucleotides. RefSeq names its product actin-3-like. NCBI's taxonomy places the organism in Eukaryota, Metazoa, Chordata, Mammalia, Carnivora, Ursidae. The transcript is spliced from 8 exons. The record is from RefSeq and is a predicted model, not a curated record. Bases 17 to 814 code for a protein of 265 amino acids.